Molecule: messenger RNA, 3620 nt
Organism: Dipodomys spectabilis (banner-tailed kangaroo rat)
Lineage: Eukaryota; Metazoa; Chordata; Mammalia; Rodentia; Heteromyidae
Gene: Nek10
Product: NIMA related kinase 10
Exons: 36
Coding region: 124-3495 (1123 amino acids)
Biological process (GO): protein phosphorylation
Molecular function (GO): ATP binding; protein serine/threonine kinase activity
Source: RefSeq, a predicted model, not a curated record
GUUGGGGUAGGGCGGGAGCCCCAGGCCCCGGGGAUGAGCUGGAAGACUUGCUGGCUGGACUGAGGGACCGUCCCUCCAGCGCGGUGGAAUGCGAUGUGAAUUCUGGGGUGUUGAUGACUUACAAUGCCUGAUCAAGACAAAAAGGUGAAGACCACUGACAAAUCAACGGACCGGAAGCAGCCAGGAAGCACCCCCAGGGACUACUCAGAUCUUAAAAGACUCCGGUGCCUUUUGAACGUCCAGUCAAGCAAACAGCAGCUUCCAGCCAUUAACUUUGACAGUGUCCCAAAUAGCAUGGUGAAGUCGGAGGCUGCCAUCAAGGCAGGGGGGCCCCGAGUUCGAGGUCAAUGGCAUGAGUCCACAGAAGCUGUUGAACUUGAAAAUUUUAGUAUAAACUACAAGACGGAGAGAAACUUCAGCAAACACCCUCAGCAUCAGUUAUUUCAGGAGAUUUUCACAGCCUUAGUGAAGAAUAGACUUAUAUGCAGAGAGUGGGUUAAUCGAGCCCCAUCCAUCCAUUUUCUGAGAGUGUUAAUUUGUCUGAGGCUACUAAUGAGGGAUCCAUGUUAUCAGGAAAUACUCUACAACUUGGGUGGCAUUGAGAACCUAGCGCAGUACAUGGAGAUGGUGGCUCACGAGUACCUCGGCUAUGGGGAAGAGCAGCACAGCGUGGACAAGCUCGUCAACAUGACAUACAUUUUCCAAAAACUUGCUGCCAUCAAAGACCAGCGAGAAUGGGUCACAGCAAGCGGUGCGCACAAGACAUUAGUAAAUUUGCUUGGUGCUCGAGACACUAGCGUCCUACUGGGUGCUCUUUUGGCCCUGGCUAGCUUAGCAGAAAGCCCAGAAUGUAGGGAGAAGAUAAGUGAACUCAACAUUGUAGAGAAUCUGUUGAUGAUUUUACAUGAGUACGACUUGCUUUCCAAAAGACUCACGGCAGAGUUGCUGCGCCUCCUGUGCGCCGAGCCCCAGGUGAAGGAGCAGGUGAAGCUGUACGAGGGCAUCCCGGUCCUGCUCAGCCUGCUGCACUCGGACCACCUAAAGCUGCUCUGGAGCGUCGUGUGGAUUCUGGUCCAGGUUUGCGAGGACCCCGAGACCAGCGUGGAGAUCCGCACCUGGGGAGGCAUCAAGCAGCUGCUUCACCUUCUGCGCGGGGACAGAAAUUUUGUUUCUGACCGCUCCUCCAUCGGCAGCCUGUCUAGUGCAAAUGCUGCAGGCCGGAUCCAGCAGCUUCAUUUGUCAGACAAUUUAAGCCCUCGGGAAAUACAGGAAAAUACUUUCUCCCUUCAAGCAGCCUGCUGCGCGGCCCUCACAGAACUGGUGCUGAAUGACACCAACGCCCACCAGGUGGUUCAGGAAAAUGGUGUAUAUACUAUCGCGAAACUAAUUUUACCAAAUAAACAAAAGAACGCAGCAAAAACGAAUCUAUUACAGUGUUACGCUUUCAGAGCCUUGAGGUUCCUCUUCAGUAUGGAAAGAAACAGACCCCUGUUUAAAAGACUCUUCCCCACUGACCUGUUUGAGGCCUUCAUUGACAUAGGUCAUUAUGUUCGUGAUAUCAGCGCUUAUGAAAAAGUGGUAUUGAAGCUGAAUGUGUUAGCGGAAGAUGAACUGAAGCAAAUUGCUGAGAAUAUUGAGAGCAUUAAUCAGAACAAAGCUCCUUCAAAAUACAUAGGCAACUAUGCGAUUCUGGAUCAUCUUGGAAGUGGGGCUUUUGGCUGUGUUUAUAAGGUUAGAAAGCGGAGUGGGCAAAAUCUUUUAGCAAUGAAAGAGGUGAAUUUGCAUAACCCAGCAUUUGGAAAGGAUAAAAAAGAUCGAGACAGCAGUGUAAAGAAUAUUGUUUCUGAAUUAACAAUAAUUAAAGAGCAGCUCUAUCACCCCAAUGUUGUUCGUUAUUACAAGACAUUCCUGGAAAAUGACCGAUUAUAUAUAGUUAUGGAGCUUAUUGAAGGAGUCCCCCUGGGGGAGCAUUUCAGUUCUUUGAAGGAGAAACAACACCAUUUCACCGAAGAAAGGCUAUGGAAAAUAUUUAUACAGCUGUGUUUAGCACUUCGGUAUUUACACAAGGAGAAGAGGAUUGUCCAUAGAGAUCUGACACCAAACAACAUUAUGUUGGGGGAUAAGGACAAAGUAACCGUUACUGACUUUGGCCUGGCAAAGCAGAAACAAGAAAACAGUAAACUCACAUCUGUGGUUGGGACCAUCUUGUAUUCCUGCCCAGAAGUAUUGAAGAGUGAGCCGUAUGGGGAGAAGGCAGAUGUCUGGGCUGCGGGCUGCAUCCUUUAUCAGAUGGCAACUUUGAGCCCUCCCUUCUGCAGCACCAACAUGCUCUCAUUAGCCACGAAAAUAGUGGAGGCUGUGUAUGAACCAGUGCCAGAAGGCAUCUACUCUGAAAAAGUGAGGGAUACCAUCAGCAGGUGCCUCACUCCUGAUGCGGAUGCCCGCCCUGACAUUGUAGAAGUCUGUUCCAUGAUAUCUGAUGUCAUGAUGAAGUACUUAGACAACUUGUCUACAUCUCAGCUGGCCUUGGAGAAGAAACUGGAGCGGGAGCGCAAGCGCACACAGAGAUAUUUUAUGGAAGCCAACAGGAACGCCGUCACCUGCCAUCAUGAGCUCGCUCUGCUGUCUCAGGAACCCUUUGAGAAGGCAAGCUUGAGUAGCAGCAGCAGUGGGGCGGCCAGCCUGAAAAGUGAGCUUUCAGAAAGUGCAGACCUGCCCUCCGAAGGCUUCCAGCCCCCCUGUGGGAAGGAAGAGGACCGGGUCUGUGAGGAAAUACUGUCAGAUGACCACUUCCACCUGGAGAGUAUUGAGAAAGAUUUAUAUUCCGAGCUGGAUGAUGAAUUGGACAUCUCAGAUAACUUCAGCAGCUCCAGCUCAAGCCCUUUGAAAGAAUCGACAUUCAGCAUACUAAAGAGAAGUUUCAGUGCUUCGGGAGGAGAAAGGCAAUCGCAAACAAGAGACUUCAUUGGUGGCAUAGGCUCAAGACCUAGACCAGCAUCUGCAGGAAUUGCUGUAUCCCAGAGGAAAGUGCGCCAAAUCAGUGACCCCAUCCAGCAGAUAUUAAUUCAGCUGCACAAAGUCAUCUACAUCACACAGCUUCCUCCAGCUUUGCAUCACAAUUUGAAAAGAAGGGUUAUAGAGAGAUUCAAGAAAUCCCUCUUCAGCCAGCAGAGUAACCCUUGUAAUUUGAAGUCUGAAAUUAAAAAGUUAUCUCAAGGAUCUCCAGAACCAAUUGAGCCCAACUUUUUUACAGCAGAUUACCACUUAUUACAUCAUUCAUCAGAAGGAAACAGCUUGUCCCUAAAUGACCAAACAGGUCUCCCCACUAGCUUUGAUUUGGAAGAGGGAAUCACAUAUGAACAAAUGCAGACUGUGAUUGAAGAAGUCCUAGAGGAGAGUGGCUAUUAUAAUUUUGUAUCUAACAGGGACCUCUCUGAAUCUUCUAGGUAUCACUCCUACCCAUGGGGGACCAAGAACCACCCAACCAAAAGAUGAAAACACUGCAUUUUGAAUGGACUUGGUUUCCCCAGUGAAGUUCAAGUUCUGGACUUCAGCCACCACUUCAAGAUGCCCAAGGACUGGAUGUUGCUAAAGGGUGUGGAAGAGAAAAGCAAAGCAAA